AUGAUGUUCCGGGAUCAGGUGGGCAUCCUGGCUGGCUGGUUCAAAGGCUGGAACGAAUGUGAGCAGACGGUCGCCCUGCUGUCCCUUCUCAAGCGUGUCUCUCGCACCCAAGCCCGCUUUCUGCAGCUGUGCCUGGAGCACUCGCUGGCCGACUGCACAGAGAUCCACGUCCUGGAGUCAGAAGCUAACAGCGCAGCCCUCAUCAACCAGUGGCAUCAAGAGCCCAAAGACAAAGUCGUCUCCCUGCUCCUCUCCCACCUGCCCCUCCUCCAGCCCGGCAACGUAGACGCCAAGUCCGAGUACAUGAAGCUUUUGCAGAAGGUGUUGGCCUACUCCAUCGAGAGCAACCUCUUCAUCGAAGAGAGCCGGCAGCUGCUCUCCUACGCCCUCAUCCACCCGGCCACCACCCUGGACGACCGCAGCUCCCUGGCCCUUUGGCUCAACCACCUGGAGGAGCGCCUCUCCAGCGGCUACUCCAGCCAGGGCAGGGGACGGCCAGACACGGCUUACCACUCGCGCCAAGGCUCCGACGACUGGCAAGGCCCGGUGGAGACGGGCCUCGGAGAUCUGGGGCACGGCUGGCAGGAGAAGGCGCCACGGGAAAACGGGCACCUGUCCUUCCACCCUGCCGGCUCGGUGUCCUCGGCCAUCAAUAGCAUUGGGAGCAGCACGGGCAGCACAGCUCUUCCUUGCCAAAUCCACCCCAGCCCGCUGAAGCGCUCCAUGUCGCUCAUCCCCACGGGCCAGCAGGUCCCCAGCGAGUGGAUGAACAUGGACGAGAUGGGGGCCAGGUCGGCCUUCAUCUCCGGCGGGGAGCACGCCCCCCUCUCGCCCCAGAGCAGCGUGGCUUCCUCGGGCAGCGAGCAGACGGAGGAGCAGCCCGGCGGUCGGAACUCCUUCCAGGAGGACGGCAGCGGCAUGAAAGAUGUUCCCUCGUGGCUGAAGAGCCUCCGUCUCCACAAAUACGCAGCGCUUUUCUCCCAAAUGACCUACGAAGAGAUGAUGACUCUCACGGAGCAGCAUCUGGAAUCGCAGAAUGUGACCAAAGGAGCGAGGCACAAAAUUGCCUUAAGUAUCCAAAAGUUGCGCGAAAGGCAGAGUGUCCUCAAGUCCUUGGAGAAGGACAUCUUGGAAGGGGGGAACUUAUGGAACGCCCUUCAGGAGCUUCAGCAGAUCAUCACCACCCCCAUCAAGGCCUUCCACGCUCUGCAGGCUGCGGCCGCAUCCAAGGAGGCCCAGCCGUUGGCCGCCGAGCAGAGGGGGGGUCCCAAGCUGGCUCUGGAGAAAAGCAGCAACAGCACCAUGGACAAGGAAGCCACCGACGACCCCUUCCCACCCCCAACAGGCUCUCCGUGCGAUGGAGAAUCCGGAGCGGCACCGAUCGGCGAAGGGGACAUUGCAGGGCAGUUCACUCGCGUGAUGGGUAAAGUGUGUACGCAGUUGCUCGUCUCCCGGCCGGAUGAGGAGAACAUCACCAGUUACCUCCAACUGAUAGAGAAGUGCUUGAUGCACGAGGCCUUCACCGAGACCCAGAAAAAGCGUCUCUUGUCCUGGAAGCAGCAGGUGCUGAAGUUGCUCCGUACUUUCCCGAGGAAGGCCGUGCUGGACAUGCAAGGCUAUCGCCCCCAGAAAGGAUGGGCCUUUGGCUCCAACUCUCUCCCCAUAGCUGGAUCUGUGGGGGUGGGAGUGGCCCGCCGAGGACAGAGGCAGUUCCAGAUGCCCCCCCGUGCCCUCCCCCCAAGCCGCAUGGGGAUCCUGAGUCCCGUGGGGAUCGGUGGAGUCUCUCCACGGCACGGUCUGACCAGCCCAAAUCUGGGGAGCCAAGGUCGGCAGAACCUCUGGUUUGCCAAUCCCGGCGGCAGCAACAGCAUGCCCGGCCAGAACCGCAGCUCAGUCCAGCGGACCCACUCGCUGCCCGUCCACACCUCCCCUCAGGCCAUCCUCAUGUUCCCACAGGAUUGCCAGCUCCCUGGAACGGAUCUGGAGAUCAACCCCACUUUGGAGUCCCUGUGCCUGAGCAUGACGGAGCACGCACUGGGCGAUGGCACGGACAAGACCUCAACCAUCUGA
Messenger RNA from Protobothrops mucrosquamatus (brown spotted pit viper), 2070 nucleotides. RefSeq names its product sterile alpha motif domain containing 4B (gene SAMD4B). Gene Ontology annotation, cellular component: P-body. The record is from RefSeq and is a predicted model, not a curated record. Lineage: Eukaryota; Metazoa; Chordata; Lepidosauria; Squamata; Viperidae. Gene Ontology annotation, biological process: lipid metabolic process; negative regulation of translation; nuclear-transcribed mRNA poly(A) tail shortening. The transcript is spliced from 12 exons. Gene Ontology annotation, molecular function: protein binding; translation repressor activity; mRNA binding. Bases 1 to 2070 code for a protein of 689 amino acids.